Messenger RNA from Porites evermanni, 6726 nucleotides. The record is from the annotation of a GenBank genome assembly. NCBI's taxonomy places the organism in Eukaryota, Metazoa, Cnidaria, Anthozoa, Scleractinia, Poritidae.
AUGCAAGAGGAUGUAAGCACCAGCACAAUCCAGGGGAGGGUACUUGACCAAGUGGCAUAAGGGGAGAUGUCAGACAAAAGCCUUCCAGUAGUUAAGGUCUUUCUGCAUAGCACCCCCUUAUGGUUUGAGGGAAGUACCCUCCACCUAUAUUGCACAAGAGGAUCCUUGGUUUAAGCAAGAUAAAAUUACUAACAUAUAUACAGCGGGUCUAUAAUGCAUGUCCGAACUUUACCUUGCCCCAUACUCCAAUCCCAAACCUUUACACCCUCAAAGAAAUAAAACAUAUUGUAUGUUCUUCACCAACAAAUUCCUUUUCCAAGUGUUUGAUAUCUGACUGAAUUUAUGAAAACAUGGCUUUAGUGAGUGUCUACAGGUCGGAGCCCUACAGGUCCUAUGCUAAGUGUGUCCUUGGUACCAAGACUUUGACUUGACCCUCCCCACCCAGCAGGACAAUGGGUGACUGUCCACACCUCCCACUGAGCUCUGCAAUUAUCAUGAUAAUCAUUCUCAGCAGAGGCCUGAUUCAGCUGGCUAGGGCAAAUUAAGAAAAAGGUAGUUGCCAGUCAAAACCUCUACUGAACACUACUGGAGGGGUUGUGUCAAACAGCCCCCUCCUACCCUACUAGUUUUGUGCCCCUGGCCUGAGCCACCCACCCACUGUUAGGGCAGCCCCUUUUUUUUUGGACACCGGACUGCAGGCAAAAACCUAGUGCCCACGUUUUAAUGAAAUCAGACAGAUAUAUAUUGCUACUAAUACUCAAGCCAUAGGAAAAGAGAAAAUAGUUUGAUGGCUCAAUGGAAAUAUUGGACAGUGCAGGACCCUCUUCUCUUAACAUACCCAUCCCAUCCACUUACUGGUACUUCAUACACACUUUUGUAGUUCAUUUUCCCUUUCAAAAAUUCCAGACAGGAAAUCAAGUAAGUAGGUAAUAUUUUUCUAAUCAAUUAGAUAUUAUCAUAACUGUUUCAGGAGAAUGUUCCUGAUCAUAGCUACCACCACAUCAAGCACCAGUUUAUAGUCCAAGACACCAAAAAAUGUGACUGCCCUGCAAAGAUUCAUGUGAGAAAGAUAAUAAAAUAUCCCCAUAACAAUAGAUAGUUAUAUUUAGUAAUGAUGAUCAUAUUUCUUUAUUCUGUAGUGUUCACACUUUAAAACAUCUAUCUUGAUUCAUAGGUUGUGGAUGUGACACAAAAAACAAUCUCAUACUGGGAUGGGAAGCAAAUUAUUUCUCCUGCCUUCUUCAAGAAUAUCAGGUGAGAAUAUCUAAUGUGUUAUACCUUUUUUAAACAAAAUAUCAAUAAACUUUAAGUAUGACUGCUAUUGUCACAAUUUGAAAUCUAUAGAUGUUUUAAUAGUAUAAUGCUAUGUUGAAGGUGCUUUCUAAAGGAAGAGAUGAUGAGAAAGGGACGAUGCUUCAACGAAGGGGAUUGGAUGGAUGAAAUACCCAAGGUAAUAAUAAGAAGUAUCAAAACUAAAAACAAAUAAAAUUUACUCAGUAUAUAGGGUCUUUGUAAGAUUAAUUGACAAUCAGCUAUACAUCUAUGUUGAUCUCGGGAAAAUAAUUGGCACUAAAUUAUGCAGGUAACAAAAAAAUGUUUCAGCAAUGAAAAUAUAACUUCUUUAGCCCACAGUACUGUUUGUUUAAAUUCAAAAAAGAAGCAUUUGUAUUUGUGGGAAAUAUUUCUUAAUGGCGUCUUUUAAAUUUCCUUCCCAUUAGGUAGUUCCACUACAAGAAAAUAACUAUCACUGUGGAAUGUUUGCCUGCAUGGGAAGGAAAAAUUUUUGCAUCAACUGUGUCAUUAAAAAAAAAAACAUUUAAAAGAAAGAAUUAAACUCUUUUUCAAUAACAUCAUAAGUAUAAAACUAAUAAAACCUAACUACAUCCAGUUUGCAGAGCACCUUAGCAGAGGAAGGAAUCCAGAUUUUCAUCAGGUACUUACUCUUACAAAGUGGAAUGCUUUAAAAAUACUUCUUUAUAUUAGAUAUACACAAAUGAUGAUAUUUAUUCAUCUCUUGUUGUCUUUGUUUUUAGACUGACAUGCCCUCCUUGAGAAGAGCGAUGAGGCAAAGAUUGAUUUCCAAAAGUCUCUGGUUACAAUGAAAUACAUGGCCAAAUGACAACUGAAUUUUCUUGCUGUUUUUUCUUGGCUAAAAUUAUCAGUUAACUGGGACAAACAAAUUAACAAAGGAAAAAACAGCAAGAAAAUUCAGUUGUCAUUUGAUCUGUUUAUAAUGAUCUGUUCUCAAUGCAAAAAGUACAAGAAGGAAACAACUCCUUUAUCCCUGGGCCUAGGCCUACCAUGUUCCUUGCCCAGCAUCAAUACAUUGAGAUUCCCUAAUUUCUUAAAAGAUUUAUUUUUUUUAUUUUGAAAAUUUAUGGCAGCUUGGCCAGUGUCCUUUAUACUGAACAUAAUCUAAAACUGCAAGCCGAAGAGGGGGAGGGGAUAACUCCUAUAUAAAAGGGAGGGGAUGCUCGUCGUGUCGUUUAGGGGUGUAAAUUGCAGAUUUUGGUCUCACUUAGGGUGUUCUGGGCAAAACACCACGAUAUUUAGCCGCAAAGGUCUCUUUUAGGGUUGCACUAGAAGAAAUAUUAAAAAAUUCUAUAUUUUCAAUUUGUUUUAUUUACUCGAGUCAUGUGAACAAAGUUUAAAAUGAUCGCUUUUAGGGGUUGGGCCACACCCAGACUGGUCUCCUUUAGAGGUUUAAUUCAAAAUUUCUGACGAGUAUCCCCGCCCCUUCCAUAUGGGACUCCCCCUCCCCCGGGAUUGCAAGUAAGUUAUUAGCUUAUUUUGCCUGGCCUUUUAUUUACAUGUAUUAUUUGCAAGCUUUGUUGCUACAAACUUCGACUAGAUAACAUGUCAAUAAAGUACAUACUUAUCAGUAAAACGUUUUCUUCUCCUCUUAGCUUCUGUCACUGAAACCUGGUUUCGGUCGAUGUUAGAUAGUAUUUCGUAACCCGUCGACACUAAAUAUCAUCGACCGAAACCAGCCUCUGCUAAGUUCCUCGGAACGACCAUAAGCCACGUAAUUCGGCGCAAUACUACUGAGUCUGUUGUAGAUUUAACAGUUUUUAGUAAUAUAAACUGUUACUGUCAAAAAUUGACCCUUUUUUAACUCAAAUUAACUGAUUCUAGCAGCGAUCGAUCAAAUGAGCGGAAGUGGAGGGUUCAUUUGGUAAGACGCCGCUGACAUAUCGAUGACUCAUCUGGUUUAGGUCGAUGUUAUGAUAGUGCGCAUGCGUUCUUUUUUUUCCCUAAAUCGUUCUUAAAAUGGUCCACCAGACGGCUGACAAUCUCAUACCUUCUUGCACAUACAUCUAACGGCUUAUACAAAUUUUUAAAGGUGAAAUUAGAACUGUUUACUUCUUUUUUAUCCAUGGAGUAUCCCAUUUUGGCGUUGGCAAGUCUACCACAUGUAAGCUCUUGGCACAAGUCUCUCAAAUAAAUUCGUCAUUUACAAGCAUUAGGGAUGGUCGGGCCAGUGUUGUGCACCGCUGGCUCGGCUCGGCAGUUCCCAUGAUGAAAACCCCCAAACGUGACAGUAUUUCAUUGACUUUUAAGCUUCUUGGUGGGUGCUGUCGUUAUUUUCUUGCUUUUUGGGGGCUGAUAUACGAGGAAGAAAAAACAAACUAGAAGAUAAAGCCAGCAGUCCGCUUGCCUGCGAGCAAGCGCUCCCUCCCCCUUCCCUCCCCACCCCCUUCCCCCUUGCACACAGGCUAGCAGCGUUUUUUUUCCACUGAAGCAAACUGUACAACAAUCCGCUAAUGUGUACUUCGGAACCAGAUAUGUUAAAAAGUAGAAAGUCGCCAUUCCGCGGCUGCUGUAUCCCGACGCUUCUGGAAUCGAUUUGUGAUUUCAUUUGCAAAAUAAGCGAUCGAUGUUUGCUCGACCUCGAUCGCAAUUACAAGCAUCUUUGCACACAAAAAGGAGUUUUGAAUUGGGGGAAUUUGGCGUGGCAAAUAGUAAGCGUACCUAGUAAUUUUUAAUUAAUUAAUUACUUCAUUCUGUUUUCCAACGUAGAAAAGAAAAGUACUAGCAACAUGUUGAUCAUGGAAGCACUAGAUUCUCCAGAAAUAAGGAAGAACACAAAGGUUACCACCGUGAACCAGGGUCCGAACUUUCAUUGUUAUAAUAAUGACUAUAAUAUUAUGAUAUCAUGAGAGUAAGCCGUUCAGUAAAUUAUUAUUUUUCAUCUCAAAAAUGAAAACAAGGGUAUUUAAGCUACUAAAUUUUAUUUCCAAAAAGAACUCCAAACUCAAAACCAACCAAAUAGUGAAUUUUUAUAUUUGAAUAUUUUAUUUAAAUGACUUGGAGGACCAGUCCCUUGUCUCUCUUCAGGGGGUUUCUUUGUCAUCAAUAUGGUAAUGGCCUCCUUAACGUCCCCCUUAACGGAAAGCCUGUUGGUGUGGUCUUCAUUCUUUAGAACCUUAACAUUGUUUGAGGUCCUCUUAGGGGGGUUAUGUAUGUUUCUAGUCUGAAUUUCAAAACCUGUCAUUUCUCGUAUUGAGUAGGAAGCCGUGUCACUGUCGGUAUUUUACUAUUGUAUUUGCAUUUUUCUCUGUCACUGUCGCAGUUUCAACCCACCUUUGUGUCAUUUGUCACCAUUUCUGCUGUCCUUAAGGUCGCUGUUUCAAGGCCAUGUCGCUUGUCAAAAUGUUACUCUAACAGGGCCUCUUGUUUGGGUGAACGUCAAAUGCAGGAGACAUUCCCGAUAUUGGUGUUAGGUUUCUGGGCAUUGUUCCCACUAGAUGUAGUAAACAAUGCCACACUUUUAGCUUACCCUAAAUGUUCGCUUAUAAGCGCCGCACCCCACUUAUCAGCCCUGCUAGUUAUAGGCCCAUCUACCAGUAAACAAAAAAAACAUCCAGUUACAAGACCCCCCCCCCCCCCCCCCAAGACCCCCCCCCCCUCCCCCAUAUAAGUCCCCCACUAUAUUCUAAUUAAUCAUAUUUUUUUAUUAGGUAAAUAUUAUAUCCACUGUAGGAAAUGUCAUAAUAGCGUACGUUCAAUUAGAGGUUUUAAUUGCUAGGGCAAGACGUGUCUUCAAUAUUGAGCUCCUUCCAUAUCGCCAGGGAGAAAAAUAAACUUCUUUUUCAUUUUCAAAAGUGGGAGAAGCUAACUAAUGCACUUAAUAGUAGUUGAUGUACAGAGGUUCGUAAAAAUGCCACUCUCUUCCUUAGCAGGCAUCUUUAUUGCUGCCGUUGUUGUUGUAAUAUAUAUACAUAUAUAUUUUUCGUUAUUAUUGUUAUCCUUUUUUCUUUUUCUUUUAGGUUAGUAUCUAUUUAAGUGGAAUUGUAUAGUAAUUUACUUUAUUUAAUUAAUGUUUAUUCUUAAAUAACAUUGUAAAACUUGUCUUUAAUUUAAUAAUUCAAUAAAAACUGUUAAAAUAUAUAAUAUAUAUAAGUCCCCCUCUAGUUUGUCUUGAAAUGAAUUAAAUUUUUUUAAGACAUUUUGAAGCUUAAAAAAUUGAGUAAAUUCAAAAACUAUUUUGAUUAGCUGUUAUUUAGCUUGUUUUGGAAUGCGUUUUUUAGUCCGGUUAUAAAUUCCCCCAGAUAUUAGCCCCUCCUGACAUAUCCCCCCAUUUAUAAGCCCUCCUAAAACCUCUUAUGAAGUUGUAUAAGCCCAGGGCUUAUAAGUGGAAGUUUAUAGUAUCUGUGCGGUGUGGUUUUUAACAUGCUUGACUUGCUGUCUCUGAAAAAAAAGUUAAAGUUAAAUGGUUUGUGCUAGGAGUGAACUCCAUUAGACUUCAAAAGAUCAACAUUGAUCUGUGUAGGUCAUGUUUCCUGGUAAAUAAAAUGUUAACCUGGCCUUGCUUUCAUCCUCUAGGUGAACACAGGCAAGAAAGAAUCAUGUGUCUUAUCAUGCUUCUUAACCUAAGAGGUGAACUUGAUAUUAGGAUACAGAGAGUUGAGAUAUUCUAAGAUUUCUGAUUAGGUGGAACCUUUAGGCCCCGAUGUGCAAUUAAAUCACAGGAAAAAAUAACAGAUUCCCAUUUUUGGAUAUUUUAGGGUAUUUAAAGAAUACCCAUAAAAAUCCCAAAUUUGGCAAAGUGAGACAAGUCCAAACCAGGGAAUUCCCAACCAAGUUCCCUGGUUGGGACUUGUCUCACUCUUCCAAAUUUGGGAUUUUUGUGGGUAUUCUUUAAAUACCCUAAAAUAUCCAAAAAUGAGAAUCUGUUAUUUUUUCCUGAGUGUUAUAUGAAAUUAAUACUGUUGACAAUUCAAACAAAAUAUUUAAGUGUUAAAUAAUUGUUUUGUUUUUUUUUUGCUCUGAGUUUUGGAAUUCUUUUAUUAAUGAUAUUUUUACCAGACAUUAGAUUUCCAUGGACAACUUUUUCAGUGAUAGCUAAUUAAACCUUGGGUUUUAUUUCACUUCUUUACAAUUGACCUUUGCUAACUAUAUUUGGAUCAUAAUUUUUUGCCUGGAGGGGACCCUUUGGAAUAAAAUUAUAAACCAAGUUAAAAUAUUUAGUAAUCUCCAGCAUUACAAUAGUGUUACUUAGUAGUUUCAAUUUCACCAGAACCACUAAUUAAUGAAAGUGAUGAAGAAGUAUUUUUAAAGUGUCACAGAACUUAACUCUUUCAACUAAAAGUAUAAUAUUCACAAAGAUUCUUUGUGAAUAUUAUACUUUAGGUUGAAAGCAACCCUGUAGCAAUGUGUUACUGGUGUUUGUAUCCAGUGGUUAUUUUACUAAGAAGGAUCCAUUCCAAAUAUAAUGGUUUUUAA